Strongyloides ratti is the source of this 282-nucleotide messenger RNA. Its product is annotated as BolA-like protein 3. The coding region runs from base 1 to 282 and encodes 93 amino acids. NCBI's taxonomy places the organism in Eukaryota, Metazoa, Nematoda, Chromadorea, Rhabditida, Strongyloididae. The record is from RefSeq and is a predicted model, not a curated record. The transcript has a single exon.
AUGUUUAGACAUUUAUCUUUUAGUUUACGUAAAUUAUCUUCUCAAGUAGUAACUAAUAUGGAAGAAGCUGUUAAUAAAGUAUUAAAGGAAUCCUUUCCAAAAGCUGUGAAAAUAACUACUGAAGAUGUAUCUGGAGGUUGCGGUCAACACUUUAAAAUAUAUGUUGAAAGUGAAGAAUUUAAGGGAAAAAGUAGAAUUCAACAACAUAAGUUAGUUACAGGAGCCUUAAAAGAUUAUAUAUCACAAUGGCAUGCUGUUACAAUUGAUACAAAAGCUAUUUAG